Molecule: messenger RNA, 2452 nt
Organism: Pseudophryne corroboree (corroboree frog)
Lineage: Eukaryota; Metazoa; Chordata; Amphibia; Anura; Myobatrachidae
Gene: CAPN10
Product: calpain 10
Exons: 12
Coding region: 262-2184 (640 amino acids)
Biological process (GO): proteolysis
Cellular component (GO): cytoplasm
Molecular function (GO): calcium-dependent cysteine-type endopeptidase activity
Source: RefSeq, a predicted model, not a curated record
UUGGGUGGCUGCGUGAUUAUUUGCUGGGUUCUUCUGGCAUCCCUCUGUCUGUAUGCGCUGUCCCGAUCGGGUAGUGAUGGGUGCUGCUGCCGCCCUGUUUGUGUUAUGAGCAGUUUAGGCUCAGCGCCGGGUGAUUGCCGCUGUUUUGGGUCCCGGGAUUUUUAGCCACGGAAUGCCCCCAUCUCACUAGUGACUGUGCCGUGUUGUGCGGCUCCCCAUGUAACCUCUCUGAACUGCAGUACCCUGGCAGCAGCGGGUAACAUGCAGCCUCCCGUCUCCGGCCUCUUCGUAGACUCUGAAUUCCCGGCCGGGAUCUCCUCAUUAGUCGGUGCUGGGGACACCCCCCUUGCACCACUAUGUGACCGCAUUACAUGGCUCAGACCCCAGGAGAUCUGUACAUCUCCACAUCUGUUCCCAGACAAUCCAAGACACGGUUUGGGAAAGCAGGGGCUACUGGGUGAUUGCUGGUUUAUCUGUGCAUGCUCUGCUCUGCAGCAGUCUGAUGAGCUGCUUCAUCAGGUUUUUCCUGCUGGUCAGUGUACCUGGAAUGAUCCUGGUUACUCGGGCUGCUUCACCUGCCGGUUUUGGAGAUUUGGACGCUGGGUGGAGGUGACCAUUGAUGACUGUUUGCCUUGCUUGGGGCACAAGCUUUGCUUCUCCCAUUGUCAAGAUGAGGGAGCUUUUUGGCUUCCACUCUUGGAAAAAGCCUAUGCCAAGUUACAUGGCUGCUAUGAGGCCCUCUGGGCUGGUCAGGUGGUUGAUGCUUUGGUGGAUCUGACGGGCAGUUUGGUGGAGAGAUGGUCCUUUGAUGUGGCAGAGGAGAGUGUUGGGGAAAAAAUGCUCAGCAGGAUGUUGGAUUUGAAGGCGAGAUGUGCAAUGAGCUGUACUGUCCUCCACCGUAAAGAAGGUGCUGAAGAUUUAGGUGAAUUUCAUGCCUUCACUAUAACAGACCUCCAACGUGCAGUUACAGUGUUUGGCCAAGAGCUGCUUUUGCUUCGUGUGCACAAUCCCUGGGGCCGAAGCUGUUGGGGAGGAUCCUGGGAGAAAAGUAGUGAAAGAUGGACUUUGAUAGAUGAGACAGAAAGUUCACUGUUUCGGUCUCAAAUCCAGGAUGGAGAAUUCUGGGUGGAAAAAGAAGAAUUCUUGCGGGAGUUCAAUGAGGUUACUGUGGCAUUUCCAGUGAAUGAGAAAGAACACAUACAAAGUUUCUGGACUGGCUGCCCUCUGCUUCACUCACAACAGAUUUAUGGUUCUUGGCUUAAGGGACAGAACGCAGGUGGAUCGCGUAACAAUGUCAGCUUUCCUGAUAACCCAAAGUUCUGGUUGCACAUUAGGAAGCAAAGUGAAGUGUAUUUAGCACUUCUGCAAAGGCAGCGAAGUGACACUGGAGUCACCAAAUCCUUGCACAGCAGUUGGUCAAGAAAAGUGAGCGCAAAUAGUACUGCUCUGCAUGCUGUAGGACUCCAUGUCUGGAAGGUGAAAAAACAUCGAUUUAACCUGCAGAAGACUAUUUUGUCAACCCCUGUUGUUGGGACCGCCUCACACUGCUAUGACCGACAGCUACAUCUGCGCUGUGAUCUAUCACCAGGAUAUUACCUGCUCAUCCCCAGUACCUUUCAUAAGGAUACAGCAGGGGAUUUCUUACUACGUGUCCUGUCUAAUGGCCCCAUCGUGCUCAGUGAAUUAACCACCAGUCCUGUGGUAAGGGCCAAUGAAGAUGUGCAAGGAAUAUGGGAGACCCAGGAGCUGGUGGGACAGUGGAAGAAGGGUAGCACUGCAGGAGGCAGCAGGAAUUUUUCCUCUUAUCACCUCAACCCAGCCCUUCCUAUUUUUGUGCCCACUAAAGUCCAUCUGGUGAAGGUGACGUUGCGACAGAAUUGUCCGGAAGACCAGUGUCAUGCGAUUGGGUUCCAUGUGUACUUGGUUCCACAUGACAGCAGUUGCUCCCCAAUUUCACAAGAGCCAUGUGCCAGCUGUGUUCCACAUAGCCAUUCUCAGGAAGUGUCCAAGAUCUGUGACCUAUCUCCUGGGCAAUAUGUUGUUGUGCCUUCCACUUACCUACCUGACCAAGAGUGUGACUUUUUUGUAACUAUUGCUACCAAGAUUGACAGGGCACCUAUCCAUAUCCAGGAGACUCUUGGACAAAUCCUAAAAGAGGUUUCUGUUAUUACAGUGAUGAAGUAACAACAAGAUGUGAAUCUGACCAGACAGCAUUAACACCAUUCCAGCAUUAUUACAAACCUGUUUCCAGGGCCUUCACCAGACAACAUAAUGGAUAUAAGUGAGAAACCGAAGUGAGACAAACAGUACACUUUUCCAUGGAUACUGUAAAUUGUACUCAAUAUCAAUUAAUAUUUAGGUUUUUAACUUGUUCUAGUACAAUGUUUUUCUUGACUCUUGUCAAUCUGUUUUGCGAUGUUAAAAUGAAAUAAAUUGUAUAUUUUUUUUAUAA